UUGAUUCCAGGUUUUAGUGUUCUUCUUCUUCUUCUUCACGUGGUUUCUUCUUCGUCGCGAAUUUCUCUUUUUAACACGUUUUAGGUUGCCAAGUUCACGAAGAAAGCAAACAAGAACGUUCUUGAAUUGAGAGAAAAAUGAAUUUUAAAGGUAUAGCAUGGGUUGAAAACGUCUACCAAAGGUUUGAAGCAGUGUGCUUAGAGCUUGAAGAUCUUAUUGUCCAGGACACAGCUAAAUACGUUGAGAGCCAAGUUCAAACUGUUGGAAACUCUAUGAAGCAAUUCUAUUCGGAUAUGGUUCAAGAUCUGCUUCCAGAUGACUCCGUAGUUUCGGAAAAGCCAUUACCUGUUUCUAUGUUACAUGAAUACGCUCCUGUUUGUUCCUUCCAGAAGAAAAGAGAAAGCUUCAGCGGGAAAAACAGAGAUGUGAAUCAAGAACAAGAGGUAACUGAGGGGGAAAAGAGUGGAUGUGAAAUGAAAUUGCGUGGUCUUGAUGCAGACUCGACUAUUCCAUCAACGGUUCAUAAUACUCGUCUCAUAAAUGAUGUUGGAACUGUAAAGUCAAGUGAUUCUCCUCAAGGUGAAGUAGCAAGACUCAACUCUAAAGAGGAGGAUUCGAUGCAAACUAGUUCGAGUUCUGUCCCAGAACAGCUUAGUGGAAGAUCAGUUGAAGAAAGCUGUAUCAUUGUGGAUAGAGACGAACUGCAUUGUGUUUUUCCUGACAAGAAGGAGAAUGACAAACACAAACCUUACAAGAAGAUCCGAGACGCUAUAUUUUCAAGAAUGAAGCAAAACAGAGAAAAAGAAUACAAGCGACUUGCGCAACAAUGCUACGCUGAAGAUGUUGUAAAUGGUAGAGAAUGUGGUGACAAUCCGGAACGGAUUGAGGAAAACCAAUCAGCAGAAGAAUCUGAAUGGGAGCUUCUAUAAAAUGUUACACAUAUAAUAUAAGUAAUUAAGCACCAUCUCUUUGUAAAUAAAGAAUGUACAUAAGUAAAACAUAAGAAGCAACUUAAAAGCUUCCUCUGGUUUCAUAAUGAAUAAGGCUCUUAUCUUUAUAAGAUUGUUAUUAACUUUCUGUGUAUGA
Brassica rapa (field mustard) is the source of this 1086-nucleotide messenger RNA. RefSeq lists its product as uncharacterized. Gene Ontology annotation, cellular component: autophagosome; phagophore. Lineage: Eukaryota; Viridiplantae; Streptophyta; Magnoliopsida; Brassicales; Brassicaceae. The record is from RefSeq and is a predicted model, not a curated record. Gene Ontology annotation, biological process: response to stress.